This is a messenger RNA of Leptosomus discolor (cuckoo roller), 933 nucleotides long. NCBI's taxonomy places the organism in Eukaryota, Metazoa, Chordata, Aves, Leptosomiformes, Leptosomidae. The record is from RefSeq and is a predicted model, not a curated record.
CCGUCGUGGAGCCGGCAGCAGCCACGUGGUGCUGGACGGUCAUGGUGCUGCUCCCGGCCCCAGCGUCGCUUCCUCUCCCGUCCAGGGGGCCUGGCCGGAGGGAUCGAGAUCUGCAUCACAUUCCCUACCGAGUACGUGAAGACGCAGCUGCAGCUGGAUGAGAAGGCAAACCCUCCCCGCUACAAGGGCAUUGGGGACUGCGUGAAGCAGACUGUCCGUGACCAUGGCAUCCGGGGGCUGUACCGGGGGCUCAGCUCGCUGGUGUACGGCUCCAUCCCCAAGGCCGCCGUCAGGUUCGGGAUGUUCGAGUUCCUCAGCAACCAGAUGAGAGACGAGAAGGGGCGGCUGGACAGCACGCGGGGUCUCAUCUGCGGGCUGGGUGCUGGUGUGGCUGAGGCCGUGGUGGUGGUCUGCCCCAUGGAGACCAUAAAGGUGAAGUUUAUCCAUGACCAGUGCUCCCCCAAGCCCAAAUACCGCGGCUUCUUCCACGGUGUCCGGGAGAUUGUUCGGGAACAGGGACUGAAGGGGACCUACCAGGGCUUAACUGCAACUGUCCUCAAGCAAGGAUCAAACCAAGCCAUACGCUUCUUUGUCAUGACCUCUCUCAAGAACUGGUACAAAGGGGAUGAUCCCAACAAAGUCAUCAACCCCUUCGUCACGGGGGUGUUCGGAGCCCUUGCCGGAGCUGCGAGCGUCUUUGGCAACACCCCCUUGGACGUGGUGAAGACCAGGAUGCAGGGGCUGGAAGCGCACAAGUACAAGAGCACCUGGGACUGUGCCUACCAGAUCAUGAAAUACGAAGGGCCCCUGGCGUUUUACAAGGGCACAGUGCCUCGCCUGGGCCGUGUCUGCCUCGAUGUGGCCAUUGUCUUCGUCAUCUACGAUGAGGUGGUCAAGUUCCUCAACAAGGUGUGGAAAACGGACUGAAGGGGU